Messenger RNA from Pocillopora meandrina, 13927 nucleotides. The record is from the annotation of a GenBank genome assembly. NCBI's taxonomy places the organism in Eukaryota, Metazoa, Cnidaria, Anthozoa, Scleractinia, Pocilloporidae.
CUUUUUUGCACAUUUGCAUAAAACACGCGGGCGAUGGCAGCAGCUUUUGGAAGGUAUUCAUCGGCUAAAACUGCUUCUUAUGCAUUGAUAUUUGCUUUUGCUGCAUAUACCUAAAAUUUCACUUCUUAUUUGUUACAGCUCCCCGAGUAAAUACAAACUGGAUCGAUGGUUUGUGAAGAGAUUUUGGCGAUGUUGGAAAGUUAUGACUCCAAGCUGCUCUUCUACAACCUUUCUUCUUUUUGUGCUCUUGGUGGGGUUCGCUUUGGCAGGUAAAAAGGCCAGGACUAUUAUUUCUAAAAAUCGUUUCAGAUAACAGAGGUUCGCAUAUUCAGUUGCAACUCGGUUAUUUCCGUAAAGCUUGUGCUAUCCAAUUACAGUCUAAUUACGCAGUACAGUGAUAAAUUCGUUUUCCCCCAUGAAUGUUCCAUGUUUUAUUCACAACCCCCGCCCCCAAGGGAUCGAGGGGUUUGUUUUUCACUAAAGAGACUGCGAAUUUUUGUUACCUUUUUGUUCAAAAAAAGAAAAAAAACCUUAGGGGCUUAAGGUGAUCAUAACAGCACAUUUUAAUACUUUUACUGAAAAUAAAAAAAGUAAUAAGAAAAUGAAAAAAUUAACUUGAAAUAAAAUAAAAAAGGAGUAAUUUGAAUCAAUCUCAGAAAAGGAGUGGGGAGAGGACAGGGGGAUGCAGAACUCUCUAUCCCCCUCCCCCUACCCCCCUUCCACUAAAUCUCCUCCUGUCAGUUUGGUCAAGGCAUUUUAUUUCUAAUUUUUCUUAGUUUUCAAACUUUUCAAAGUCAAUAAUUUUAUUUUACUUUGUUUUGAAUUAUUAUCUAUAACCUUGGACAAAGGCUCACAAAAAUUAAAGUGGUUUAAGAUAUUUGAAACUAAGAAGAAUUUGAACUACAAUGAAGAGUCAAAUUAUCAUGUGUGCAUUUUCUUCCAGCUCAAAUGAUGGUUUACAACACUGGAUUAAUACCAAGCAGAUUUUAUGAAGUUCUUUUAGCCAGAGAUAAAGAGGACUUUUCAAGUCUUUUGAUAUCAUCUCUUCUGAUAAUCAUUGGUGUUUCACUGGUAAGUUUUCAACUGAGAUAAAAAAAAACCUCCUUUAUGGUAUUGACUGUUGGCUCAUUAUUAUCCACAGCUACAACUUAAAGCUUGCAAACUCCUUUUGUCCACAAUUAUGAAGAACAAAUAUUCGGCAAAUGUUUUUUCAACUAUCUCAAAUCCUGAGACUACUGGUUCUUCAUCUUUUGCAUCCUAUAUAUUACUAAUAACUUUUAAUUUUACUAUGGACUUACUAUGGCUUAUCAACACAUUAUCUGCUGUCUAGAAUUAUAUCUGCCAGGUACUUUUUGGGGGGGGGGGACCUAAUCUCACAAGCCUUGGUGGUUUUUAUUAGUUUUUUUUUGCUGAUAAUUAGGGUUUUUUGUGUGUGGUUUCUUUACCAGUUCCUGUAAAUAGUAGUUGUAUUAUGAAAUGGCAACUCAACAGCACAAAAAAAUGAGGCUUGUUUUGGGACUAGGCAGUUUAUUGAAUGUAUAUAAUUUAUAUUCUGCACACAUAAAAAUCUAGACUAUUACAUCAAAGGUAUUUGACAGAUACACUAAUACAGCAGUCCAGUAAUCAGGAAUUUAUUACAAACACCAAUGAAAUAUAGAAACAAUCAAAAGUGCUUGUGGUGUGGGUAGGAAACUAAAGCUUUCUUUGAAGCUAGAUCUAAAUUGUUUCUUGCUUGGUUGAUUGUAAAUAAAAACAUGCCCAGAUACCCAAGCAAUUAGAAUGCACUAGCAUGGUACAAAGUAACUGGGUCUGUCCAAGUCUUAUUGCAAUUGCAAGCUGAACAAAUUGCUUCAUGUAGGAAAGAACUAACUGCUUUUACCCAGGCUGGACCUCUCACUUAUUUAUAUAGAAUUAUAGAUUCAUAUUAAUAAGGUUAACAUUCACAUAAAAUAAUAAUAAAAAAUUUUGUGCACAGUUUUAUAAGCUUGUUUUUCCAUAGACUAUUUCCUCUAUAAUAACAUUUAUUUUACUUCUUUUUUGGUAUUUUUAGGCAAACAGUGCAAUGAAAUUUGUCUCAAGAAUUCUUUAUGUCAAAUGGAGAGAGUUACUUUGUAGGAAACUUCAUGCAGGCUAUUUUAAGCAUAGGGCGUAUUAUAAACUGAAUGUCCUAGAUGACAAAUAUGACAACGUGUGAGUAGAAUGUCCAUGUUAUAUACUUAUUACUGAAAUGGGAGAGCUAGAUGGGAAAGUAUUUAGCCUGAUAGGACCAAGCAGUGAAGUCCAUGCCAUAAGCAAGAACUACAUACAAACUGUAUGUUUUCUGUGGCCUAACCUUACACAGUAAAUAAAUUAAUACGAUGGCCUCUCUUUUUGCCUUUUGCCUUUCUUCUUGUACUCUGCAUGUCAUAUUAGGACUCUGCAUGUACACAGGAUCCACUGACCCUAUCGCUGGCUGGCCUAAUAUGAUAAUAUUUAAUCAAUGAAUAAAUUUUUUUCCUGUUAAGGUAAGUGUGGAACUGUAGGAAUAUAUUUAACAAUGAAGAGCUUCAUUAGUCGGUAUUCGUUUUCUUUAUUCUCUUAACCUUAAUGUGUGAUUCAGGGAUGAUAUUGUAGGGUAAAUAAGUCACUUUUAGGCUUCAAACGGUUAAUAAAGAUUUAUAUCCAAGCAAUGUCAUGUAGUUGAUAAUAUAGUUGGCCUUGGAUGGAGAAGUGUUAGUAGAUGGCAAGGGUUUUUGUUACUAUUUGCAUUUUUUUUAAUGCAAAAUUUCCUUAUUUCUUUCAGAGAUCAGAGGAUUACCCAGGAUGUGGAAAGAUUUUGCGACACAUUUAGAAAAGUGAUCAUUGUUGUUGUGGUUUCCCCUUUCACCAUUACAUAUUACACAUAUCUGUGCUAUCAGAGGUGAUUAUCAUAUAAUAUAGAUUUUUAAGAAGAAAUUAUUGUAAUUGUUGGUAGCAAAGAAACUGAACUUUCACAAAGGAAAAAUUAGCCAUUUGUGAGAAGCAAAAGUUCUAAUGCCUUCUGCCUUUGGGACACAAAAGGUUGAGGUUAAUGAAGCCUCAUUGGAUGUGCAUUUCAUUGUGUCUCAUGGCCAAGAUACUUUACCUUUACAGUGCCUCUCUCUUCACAGAAGCAUUAAUGGGUUAACUGGUAAACAGAGGAAAAAAAAAUUUGGUGGGGGAGGGGAGAGGUGGAGAAACUUAGUGUUGGAGUUAUUUAAACUACAGGGGCUCAAAAGUUGUUGAUAAAUGCAUACCCCCUUCCCCUCCCCCACUCCCAAAAUAUUUUGCACUCAGGCUGUAAGGUUAUAGAUAGAGAAAAAUGAGUUGUUUUUUUGGGUUGGAGGGUGAGGAGAACUACAAUAAAAACUGAGGAGGAAGAGAAUUAAGCAUGCAGAAGACUUAGGUUGUAGGCAGUAGCUGAUGUUUUUAUGAAUUCAGUCUUGGAUUCAUUCUUGGAGUAGGUGGGGGACAGGUUGGUAGAUGGGUGGGGCUGGUGGUGCAAGGCAGGUUAGGGCGCAGAAGGGAAGAAUUGAAAUAGAUGGUUGCCUGCUGGUUGAGACUCUGUCUUUAGUAAAUACUCUGACCUUUGUUAUAAUUUGUGUUUGUCAUUGCCUUCCUCAACUGCAGUAACCAGCUGAUCAAAAUAAGCUGUUUAUGUAUAUUUCAGCAGAGAUCGCAAAGCGUAGCCCCAUAAUUAUACAAAAUAGUAGUAACCCAUGAAGCUGAAAAAAUUUGGAUGUACGACUGUACAACCAUAUACAAGGUGCUACUUCUAUCAUGUGUGGUCAACUGUGCUGCAGGCACACCAACGCCAUGGCUUUGUUCAGUAGUCCAGUGAUCACUGCACUGGGCUCCGAGUCAGACGACCCGGGGCUCUAGUCGUGGCCGGGGCAAGGUGUUGUGCCCUUGAGAUGUGCAGGAAAAAAAAAUGCAAACUCUUUAUAUAUUAAUUAAUGCUCAUCAGUGUGUUGUUGUUUUGUUUUCAGUUCAGGAUAUCUUGGUCCAGUGUCCAUAUAUGCCUUCUUUGUUGUUGGAACAAUACUAAACAAAUUAAUAAUGUCACCAAUUGUUAACCUGGUUGUGAAGCAAGAGAAGCUUGAAGGAGACUUUAGGUAAUUUCUCUUAUCUCUGUUUGUCCUGGAAUGAACCCUUUCACUCCCAAGAUCUCAUUAGAAAUUCUCCCUAUUGUACACCAUACAAUUCUCUUGAUGUUACCUGGGAGAAUUUGUUUAUUGGAUCAGCUAGUAAUCCCCUAAUUGAUAUUUUUCUUUAUUCUCAUUACUUGUCUGCUUGAUAUUAUAUUGAUUUUGUAAGGAGAAAUUCUGUCUUGGUCACUUAUGGGAGUGAAGGGUUAAGCAGAAGCCCUCUGGGGUGGAAUUUUUUAUGUUUGUCUUUUUUUUGUUCAUCUAUAUUUUGUUUAUUUGAUUUUUCCUGUGUAUUAAUAUUAUUUUUUUUUUGUAUGAAUAGAACAGUUUAUUAAGCUUAUUUUGUUUCAAGCCUGGCUUACAAAAAGCCUUCUCUUCAGAAAUUGGUCUCAGAGUAAUAGUGAUAAAUUUGGGUAUGAUAUAUGAGGCUUGGGUAUCAGUGGUAGGAUCUUCACUAAUAUUUUUGAUAAGGAUUUUUUUUUUUGAAAUUGUUUCAGGUUCAAACACAUGCAAAUCAGAUCAAAUGCAGAAUCAAUAGCAUUUUACAGAUCUGCUGGCUUAGAAAUGAGAAAAACCAACUCAAAAUUACAGGUAUUGUUCAUUAGGGAUUAAUGUAGUGUCAACAGCUAAUACCAAUGAACUCAUUGAUGGGUCUCCAUGUUACAAAAGAGUAGGCCAUUAUCACUCCAUCUGGGAAGCUUAGGGUGUUUACGAUGAAUCUCCAGUGGGGUGCAAAGUCCCUCUCCAUGUCCUGGUUGUGAACCCUGGGCAAUGUCCCAAAGUAGGGGAUGGGAGAGUGAGGGUGAAGUACAAUGGGAACUCCACUCCACAAGUGCACAAGUUGGUAACAUUGAAGGCUUGAUUGGAACCCCACAGCAGGGCAGCAAACAGACCUCUAGUGUGUUGGAGAAGGCUAACCCUUACAUGGUGGAUUCAAUGAGUUACUGAAACUGAAACUGUGCAAAACUUUGCCUGAUCUUUAUAGCAAGAAGAGAUUUAACAGGAACCAUUCAACCAGAAUGUAACGAUAUUCUAUUGUUAAUCAUGGGGAUUAUGUUAUGGUUCAGCUCAUGAAUAGUUUGAUGUCUGAAUGAAAGGCAUUUCAAAUAAAUUCCUGACCAAGUCUCACAGGUGGGAAGAAUGGCUGUAUUGGCAAAACUGACAGAGCUAGCUGUCUUUAUUGUGAUUCAAAUGCUGAACUUUUCAUGUACAAUUUAAUUCUGAUGAAUAUAUAAGGUUUGACUUGUGAAAAAUUUGGUGUUUGAAGUUGGCUCUUCUCUAACUCAAAUCUCUGUCCUGGAUUGUGUGAUCUUUAUCAGGCUGGUGAACUUUCUUUCCAGCCGUACUGUUGCAAUUUUUCCUUUUACAGCUCAUCUCAUUGCUCUGAUUCAGCGUAAUGUUGUCUUUUUUUUUUUUCUUUUUAGUCACUUAUAAAAGUUCAGACCAGAAUUGUGACCUUUGAGAGCAUCCUUUUCUGUAAGUUCUUUAAAAUUAUAGUAAAAUCAUCAGAAAUCAAAAUUAAAUUUAUGUCAAGUUGCCAAAUGAAUAACUCUUAUGUACUUACUGACUGAGUCGGAGAGCUGGAUGGGAAAAUGUUUGGCUCCAGGUCAUGAUUUUAGGACAAAUUGCUAAAUGUUUUCCACUCCAGCUGGGCCUAAUUGAAACUACAAUAACCAUUUUAUCAUAUAACCCUCACUUUUUGUCUUUCCUCUCCUUAUCUUUCAGCUUGCAUGUACAUGUAGCUUUGCUAUUUGGCUUUUUUUGGCCAUGGUCAUGUCCUUGUAUGUAGCUUGGUUAUUUGGCUUUUUGUGGCCUUAGUCAUGUCCUUGUAUGUAGCUUGGCUCUUUGGCUUUUUGUGGCCUAAUAGUCAUGUCCUUGUAUGUAGCUUGGUUAUUUGGCUUUUUGUGGCCUAAUGGUCAUGUCCUUGCAUGUAGCCCCCAUACAGGGAUUUUUGUCCAAUUUUCUUCCCAAUGAAAGAGGAGGUGGUGCAAGGCAUUACCAGUUAUAUGAUGAAAAUAUUUGUGAUCAACCUGUCUUUUAUGUUAUUUUGCAGUCUCUGUAAAUAUGUUUGAUUAUGUGGGAGCAAUUCUCAGCUACCUAAUUAUAGCAAUUGCUUUGUUUGGAGGAAAGUUUGACAACAUGUCUACAACUGCUCUUGGUGGAGAGAUAAGUAGGGUAUGUAUGAAGGGUCUCUGUCUUUAUUUAUUUCAAUAUCCUGCUAGUGAAAACUAGUGAUGUCGUUGAUACUAUUAUCAUACUGUUUUGUGGUAACCUGAAGACUGACCAGGUAGAAGUCUGUUGCCUCAUGGAAUUCACUGACACAAAAUGCUCUUAGGGUAGUUAGGCAUAAACUAAAUGAUUUUGUUUCUGUAAUGUUUUUUAAUACUUCAAUGGUCAGGGCUAGCUUCUUGUCUUUCUCUCCAUUAUUUCACUAGCUUCAGUAAGUCUUUUCCAACCAUAAUAUGGUGGCUGUUGACUUAAUAUCGGGUUUUUGACUAUCAAAACUACUCUCACUAAUUGCAUUGGGAUCUGCUCCUUAAACCAACAAUGGACCCUUACCAGAGUGUUUGCAUUUCAGUGUUUCAUUGGUGAACAGGGGGGGAGAGGGAAAGUUUACUUCCCCACUCCUCCCUCCUCCUUUUGACCAAGGCUUAAUUCUAGACUGUACAUCAAAUUUUCAAAUCUGUCAAAUUCAUCAAAUUCUCUUUUUGUUAGUUCUUGUCUCUUUUAUCCCAGCUUCAAUAUGACUUGGAAUCCGUAGAUGUAGAAUAAACAUGUGGAUGUUCACCUACCUAUUGUUGGUAUACACCACUCAUUUAUAACUAAUCUCCCAUUUAAUAUUCAAUAAAAUCCCUGAUAUCUUAUAUGUUUUUUAUAACUGCAAGGUUGUAUUCAUCUCAAACUUUUAGAGCUCAUUUUUUGCAAUGUACCUGAUAAACUGCUGCACACAGCUGAUUGACUUGUCUGUAGAUGUUACCAAUAUGGCUGGAUAUGUUCACAGGUAAGCUGCUUGUGCUUAACAUUAUUCUCUAUACAUUUGACAGGGGGAAUUUGUGUCACAAUCUUGAGCUUCUUUAUAAGUAAGUGAUCUUUUCCAUUAUUCCUGACUUAAAUGCAUUGAUUUAGGGGGAUAUUUGUGAGGAGAAAUUAAAUGCUAUAGUCAGUCUUAGAGGGUUUAAUGGGAACAGAAAAAUGAUCUUGGCUUUAGUUGUUAGGAUGCUUUUAGAUAAAAAGACAAGAAAUUCAAAAAAGGUUGAGUUUAAUAAAAAAAUUUACAAAGAAGCAAUGCUUCAUGUAUGCUGUUGGCUCCUCUAUCAUUGAAUUUCCACUGAAUUUUUUAACUUCCUCUUGGAUCCCCAGGAUAGGUCAGUUGUUGGAAGUUUUCUCUGACAUGAAAACUGAAACAGAGCAGAAGACCAAGGAACAUCCAGAACAUUUCGGGUAAUCCUAAGUUAGACACAUACAUGUAACGAUAUGUUUUGAUUUAAAAACUGGAUCACUGGAUAAUGCAAUUCAAGAGGUUUCAUUGGCGUAGCCAUCAUGGGCUAUGAGCCAUUAUACCAAAGUGUGUAUUGCAAUGAUUUAAACCAAAAGUGUUUUUGUACAUUGAAACAUUCUGUAUGUUCUUAUAAAAAAAUUUAGGGAAAAUUUGUAUAUAUUUUGGGGCAUUUUUAAUAAAACUAUUAUUCCACUUGUGCUUGUUAAUAUCUAUCUUCUCAUUUUUGGUGUGUGCUUGUGGAAUAAUUGUUAUAUAUAAUAAGCUGUAUUCUGCACUCAUUCACACUGUAUUCACUAAUAGAGGACAGAUUCAUGGUUGAUAUCACAAUAAACAUCAUUUUGUUUUAUCAAUUAAUCCUUUCACUCCCAGCAGUGAUUAAGAAGUAACUUUUCUUUACAAUAUCCAUGCACUAUCUAGCUAACAGGUAAUGAGAACUCUCAAAUGUACCUGGUAAAAGUUAUCUUGAUCUAACACCAAAUUCUUGUAACUUAUUUACAAGGAAAUGUGUAGCAGCUAGAGGGGAGAACGAACAAUCAGAUGUUAGGAGUUAAAGGGUUAAGACAAAUAGAAUUUAUGUUGCCGUGGGUCUGAGCAGUAAUAGAUCACAGUGGACAUCAAAUAUGGACACACUCAGCUGCACCCCUCAAGUGCCAAUUUUUCAUUCUUAGCACAUUUUGACUCCAUCUAUGAUCCAUUACUGAACAGAUAGAUGACAUCAUAGAAUUUCUUCGUUAAACUGAGUAUGUUGUUUCUUGUUUUUUCUGUGAAUUGAUUGCUUAACACAAAACUCAAUGAAAGAGUAUUUUAAAGGGAUUAAUUUGGAAGUUGAAGCUUAAGAAGGUGAACUUGUAGUGUUAUGUUGUAGUUCAGUUGACAAGGCAUUUUUCAUAUAAAUUUUUUUUAAUGCUUCAGUAGAGUUGAGAAUUUAGCUUCACAAGACAGUGAUGUUAUAUUCAAGUUCAGCUGUGUUUCCUAUGCUCCGCCAAAUUGCACAGAUGCUCUGGUCAAAGGUGAGACAUAACGUCCAGCACUAGAUGUAACAUUUGCAUAAUUAUUUCAGCCUGGUACUUGUAACAGAUGUAUUGGUAGCUAAAUAUGAAAAAUUCCGUUUAUAAAACUAGCUUUUUCUUAAUGUUUGUGGCCUUACAUUGUGGCUGUUGUUACUGAAGGCAUUCGCAAAAAACUGACUAAUCAGUGAAGUGAAGUGAGCGAUAAAUACCUCGUCAAUUCUUCGUUAUCUUUGCCUUAUUGGUCUGAAGUGCUGGUUCGAACAAUCUAAUAAUUGAGUUGGUUUAUUGUUUUUUUUCUGUAAUAUGUCUGAUCAAUUUUGAUUAUUAUAUGUAACUUUGGUAAAUUUUACUCUGUUUUGAAGCUCAUUGUGAAUUUUUUCUAGAUCUUGAUUUGGAGAUUCGCCAUGGCCAGAAUAUUCUCGUAACAGGAACCACUGGUAAUUGUGUUUGCCAUCCUUGAGUUUGCUGCACUGAAAUAAAUUUAUAUUUCCUGUAAUCACUGACUUGAAAGCCAUUGGAGAAUUUUUUUGUCUGGCAACGAGCCAAUGAAAACCCACCUGAAGGGCGGGAAAACGCGGGUGACAAAGGCGCUUUGCAUCUGAUUGGUUGAGAGGGUAGCGCGAAUUUUUAAACCAAUCACUUUGUCACUAUUAAUAUGUGUAACUUUUUCUUAUCUAUCAACAAACAUUAAGAGGUCAGGCUCCUUCAAACUUAUGGUAGUUUUGCUCAUUCAAAUAGAGCCAACUCCUCCAACGAAAAAAAAAAGUCGGAGAAUGCUGCUAUGAUUUCGCAAAUGUUUCUCUUCAUUGAAGUGGUUUUCUAUUUUCUUUUUCCAGGAAGUGGAAAGAGCUCUUUGUUUAGGAUCCUGAGCGGAAUGUGGGCUCCUCUUUCAGGUAUGAUAUAUUUACCCAAAUGUAACAUGAACCUAUGUAGAAUUAGCUAUUUUGAAUAUCGUUUUAUCAUAAUUUAUUGUAGUAGCUGUUAAAAAGAGUUUCCAAUAUGAUUGUAUUUUUAUGUUAUUGAUGUCACUCCAUAACGACCCUCGUACAGUCUCUGAUUGGUUAUUCUUGGGAUGGAAAUUUCCCCCCGCCUUGAACAAACAAUCACGGAUCUCUAAAAAUUGUGCAUCGGGAUGGGAAAAACUGAGCCGGUGAAAGAAAAAAUACCUUUUAUGGCCUCUGACCACAAUUUGUUUGAAAGUGGGCAGCUUGCAUAAGAUUUCAUGCAACAAUUUGUCAGGUCGCUUAUUCUUUUUCCAUUAUUUACAGGAGAGGUUAUAAGGUUUUUACCUUUCGAUCCCAAAGUUGUCUUCUUCCUACCACAAAAGACUUUCGUUACGGAUGGUACACUACGACAACAGGUAAAGUUCUCCUGAUCUCAGCGCCAAUGACAAUAAGAAACAAACUAAAGAAAAGUUAUGAGGGAGACAGGUUUGACGAACAAUGAUUGGCAAACUAGUACGCGGCAAAACACAACAAAAACACAGGGGUCAAACGUAAGGCAUGCGCAGUGGAGUAACUUUUUACCGGCCGCGCACCAAGGAAAACGUAAGAAACAACCACUGUCACGCAAAAUGUGUGGGGAAAAAAAGACGUCGGAACGUUCGUUUAAAUCUGUAAAAUGGAACAAAAGUAGGAAAAAAAACUGAGUAUUUUCGUACACAGAGCUUUUUGGGCUUUACCAACUGCAACGUAUUCGCCUGUGUGGUUGUCGAUAAGACAACACUUGGCUUUGACAGUCUGGAAGCACGCCACGGAGGCACAUGCGCUCUGGUUUGACCACUGUGUUGAUGUGACGUCAAGUAACACGUCUGGUACGUUUUCCCGCGCUGUUCGUCGUUCACGUGUGUUUUCUCUGACUUCUCUUGUUGGUGAACUACUUUUCGUCAUUGAUCAAGGCUUAAUCAUUUUUAAAUUGGAGAUAAGUCUAUGAUAUGGCUCUGAAAUGGGGGAGAUACUACGCAAAAUGCUUGAUUUCCCCUCAGAUACCUUAAUCAUCGUUAUUUUGUCGCCCGUAGUUAAACUGUCUGUCUUAUUUUUAUUUGUUGUUGAUUUUUCCAGUUAACUUACCCUUGUGAAAAUCUUCUCCUUUAUGGAGGCCACUCUGAAGCAGGUAAUGACAGUUAUGGUUCAGUUCGUAGUUGCUUCAAUACGCUCUCUGAUUGGUCGUGAAAACUCGCGCCACCCUCUCAACCAAUCAUAUGCAAAACUAACAAUUAUGGCCACGUGCCGAUUUGGUAUUGAUUUAUUUGGUUUUAGUCUUCAAAGCUCUAUAGAAGCGCGCUUUAUUGGUUUCUCCUUGUUAGCUAGCGGUUUUCCUCGCUGUGAACAUGCGCCGUUAACCAACCAACAACUAAAUGUGGUCGUAAAAAUUUCGAUUAGUGAAAAUUUGCAUGGAUCUUCCAAUGUGUAUUUCGCCAUAUUUUCAUUUUAAACACAGGUGACGAAGACGAGAAACUUCUUGGAUUGCUCGACACUGUAGGGCUUGUAAGUAAAUGAAGUGAACUUGUCAACUACACAAGUGAAAUUCUGAGAUUUCGUGGAGGACAAUGCAUAGAACAAGUGAAAAGGAGGGAAGCUUUCGCUUACCUUUCCCUCGUUCACUGUUCCAAAAUAGAAGUUGUAAUCAAAUCCUGGUUUUUGGAAACGAACGCGAUACUGGAAUAUUAGCGUAACAGCCCUUAUUUCUUUGUUCGCUCUACUUCACUCCAUGAACAUCUAUGAACAUCUCGGAAGCAAAAAGUGUUAUUUUAUCAGGGUCAAUCAGAUUUACCAAUAUCUUAGAAACUGCGUGAAGACAUCAGCUCGACGCUUUCCUCUAUGGAAAACUCCUCAACCUGUGUUCGCAUCGGGGAUUUCUACUGAAAAUGCUCAAAGAAUUUUGUUCCUGUAGUCUCAGAUAAUUUCCGGUUUUCGUUGCUUUGAUUUCCUAUCCUGUGUAUGGUCGCCGCCGCCGCCGCCGCCCCCCCCCACCCUCCAAAAGAUGGAGGGUAGGGGGCAGGUGUACAUAAGUUAUUAUUUCCCUCAUUGGGAAUUUUAUCACCAUUAACACAUUUAUUACAGAAAUGAAAAGAAAUAUUUAAAAUUCCUUUAGCUAAUUUACUCAAAUUGGGUUUACUGAGGUUCAUUUGUGUACUUUGUUUCUCUCUCUCCUAAGGCAAAUCUCUGCAGCCGAGUGGGUGGCCUUGAUAGUCCUGUGGAAUGCAAGUGGUAGGUGAUGAAAUCUCGAACGCUUCUGCAUGUCUUUGCUCCUCCGCUUGUACAGGCAGAAAUGCACGGAGAAAGCUUGCUUUGCUCCCACGAAGCAAGCGAUUAUGAGUCAAUCCUAAGCCGCAACGCAGCUUUAAGUCUUUCAAAAUUCUCCCAUAGAAAAUCUGCUUGUUGUUUGAUUGUUUGUAUUUUUAGUUAAAACUGAUAAUUAUUCCAGAUGAGGAACUUAGAAAUAUCUUUUGAUACAGGGAGGACAUGCUGACUCCAGGAGAAAUGCAACGGUUAUCUUUCGCUCGUUUGUUCUAUCAAAGACCACAAGUAGCGCGUAAGUAAAAAAUCUCACUUCUUUUGGACAAAGUUGAAAAUUAUUAACGCUAAAUAGCUUCAUUGUUGAUAUUAUUUUUUUCAUUUUUUAUGGAACAACAAUUGUUCUCUUCAGUCCUAGAUGAAGCUACAAGUGCCUUAGACACUUCCACGGAGAGUCAGCUGUAUUCGAUUUGCAAGGACUUUGGAAUUACUGUGUCAAGCGUUGGUCAUAGGAGAUCCCUCAGGCAGGUAUGUAUCUUCGCGCAAACGAGAGCGAGAACGAACGAAAUAACAAGUGUAGGAAUGGACUGACGAAAGAACGCACGAACUCAGGAGCGCGCUUACUAACGCAAAAACGAAUACACGAAAGCACGAAGAACCAAAUGGAAGAAUUGAAAUGACUUGACACAAAUGCAUGGAUUGGUAACGUUCCUCUUCAAUAUUUUUUCUUUAGUUUCACGACUUUGAGUUGAACCUUGACGGAGAAGGAGGAUGGGAAUUCAAGAAAAUUGAAGAUUAGUGAAAUUUUGCAAGGAGGUCGAGAAGCAAAUUGAAUGUUGAAAGUAGCAAGGAUUUUAGUAGGUUUUGCCGUACCUGGCUUUGUGAUUGGAUGACAAAAGCAGUGCAGCUCACGCUUUCCCACGCUUUGCUGCUGAUCACGUGUAUUAGCUUUUCACUCAUUGGCUCACUGCUGUUUUCACGAUUUAUCAGAUUAAUCGCUACAUUUGUUUUGUAGUCACUCACAAAGGAGGGAAAUUUCAUAUUCUGCAGUCUGAGUAUGGGGGCGAGGUGCCGACCUAUUGUCUAAGAUUGCAACUUAAGUUUUAUAGAUUUCAUGUAGAAUUACAUUUCUGCUAUCUGUUCAUAGUAAAAGCUUUAUAUUUGUAGUAACGAAUUAUGAAUGCGAAAUUUAGCAUUCCCUGCGUCAUAAAAUUCGUUCGUUAGAGACAAUCCAGUAAGUUAUAAUAAUUCAGAGAAAUUUAUUCACAAUUCUACCUUUGAAUUAAAUCCAAAUACAAUUGUUAAUAUAUUUUGGAUCGAAUUAUUUCUAAUAUAUUGGUAUUUUUGUCCUAUAACCACUAAAAAAAAAACAGACAGGUUCAGUGUACUUAUUCAACCGUCGUUUUUCUUCCUUAACCAGAACUCUAAGUAGCGAGAUUGUGAUGUUAGUGCACGCUUGGAGUUUUAAACAAUCGCUAUCACUUUUACUGUUUCCCUUGUGUAGCUGCCUUUGAUGAAGUUCUUUGUGAAGGCUUCAACUUCCCUCGCGAUCGUGGUGAGAUUUGUGAUCAGUUGGUUCGUUGGGUUUAUUGGAAAAGUGAGAAUUUUAUUGGUUUUCUCGUGAUGUUUAUUCGCUGAUAGACUCAGGUGUGCGUGUCGCUUUUUCAAGUCGGGAAUGCCCGUAACUUUUUGUCCCCGAUGUUUCCAGGGAACAUACUGAGUCGACUGUCGGAAAAAAAGCGGGUGUAAUGACACUACUCCUUGAUUGAAAUCGGUAGAUCGUCCAAUAAGAUAGGCUCAUUGGGAGGCAUUCGACCCCUUCAUCAAAAACUUAAUUUAUAACAUUAAUAAUAAAUACCAGAAGAUUGCUACCUGUAAUCUUCUGUUAAUAUGAAAUGAUGCAUGGUAAUUAAAAAUAUAUUUUUAUAUUAUUUUCACAUAUAUUUCGUAAUAUAUAAUUUUUUCUAAAUUCAAUCUACAGCAUCUGUCAAGUUAUUUGAAAUCCUAAUUUUAAGUAAAUGAAAUGUAACGACGAUG